This is a messenger RNA of Hyaloperonospora brassicae, 2004 nucleotides long. NCBI's taxonomy places the organism in Eukaryota, Oomycota, Peronosporomycetes, Peronosporales, Peronosporaceae. The record is from the annotation of a GenBank genome assembly.
AUGAACCUCCCGCAAAACUCGCGUUUUCGACCGCACGCGGACAGCGUCCAGUGCGUGCGCUUCGGUCGCAAAGCUUCGGGAGAGGACCGACUUGUCGCAACGGGUGGAGACGACCGCCUGGUCAACGUCUGGAAGGUGCGGGAGAACGGGGCCACGAAGAUCACGAGGCUCCAAGGCCAUCAGAGUGCUGUCGAGAGCAUUGUGUUCGAGCCAUUGGAUCGCAAACUUGUGGCUGGAUCGCGGUCCGGACCAGUGGAGGUGUUUGACCUUGAAGCUGGUCAACUGAGUCGAGCGCUGAAAGGGCACAUGGCGGCGACAACGACUCUGGACUACCACCUCUACGGGGACUACGUGGCCUCUGGCUCGAUGGAUACGAUCGUCAAGGUGUGGGAUUUGCGUAUGAAGAGCUGCAUGCAGACGUUCAAGGGCCAUUCGUCGAAGGUUACGGCCGUGAGCUUUACACCCGAUGGACGCUGGCUCACUUCGGGUGACCACGACGGCAGGAUCAGGAUUUGGGAUCUUGCAGCCGGGCGGCUUCUUCAUGAAUUCGCUGAUCACCGUGGCGCUAUCACAAGCUUUGCAUUCAAUCCAGAAGAGCUCAUCUUGGCUUCUUCUGCGGCUGACCGCACUAUUCGAUUCUGGAAUGUCCAAAACUUUGCCGCGUUAGGCGCGACUCCUGUGGACAAUGCGACGACCACAUCAAUGUGCCACACAGUUGCAGAACCAUACCGCGGCAAGUAUCUUGUCAGCUGUUCGCAGGACGCGAUUCAAGUAUGGUCCUACGAAUCUGGGAUUGAGUGUCACGACAGUGUGGCGAUGCCCCGUCAGGGAGAGCUAGACCAUGUCGAAGUUCACGCCGACACAGCAAUGACGAACGACAUGAAGCUCAUGACUGGAUGUAUCCAGGGCGCUUUUGUCUCGAUACGCGUACUAGACGUGAUGCAAAUGCGGCCAUUUCACCACACAACCAACGGCACCCAUGGUGAAGAAGCUGCCGCGACCACCAGCAGGAGCCGUCGACCUCCUUCUGCAAGAGCGGUGUCUCCAUGUGCUACAGCUGAUGCAGAAAAAGUUGCUGCACGAACCAUGACCGUAGCAAAAGCAGCUGACGGGCUGGGCGCAGCGGCACCUGCUUCUGGAGCUGGCAAUGUCGAAGCACCCGAUUGUGUUACACGGGCAAGAAGAUGUGUGGGACUGGAUCAGGUAUCUCGUGAUGCCAACCAUCAAGCGGCUACUCAUCUGGCAACUUCCGAAGUCUUUGUCGCUCAGCCAGAUGCAAUCGCCCGUCCGACAUGUCGUGCUGAAGACCCCAGCAAAGCAGAUAGUGCAAGGCUGAGCACUCUGAACGACGACACGCAAUCGCAACCGCCACACAGACAUACUGAGACGCACGAAACCGAUUCCGAGACGCACGAGACCGAUUCAUCUGCGUUGUCAUCACAGCAGCGAGACGAAGAACUGGUCGUGUCCGACUUUGUGACAGAGCUACGUAGCGGAAUGGACACAUGCGUGAGAGCGUUCAAGGCUCGGCAAAAGUGUGUCCAGCAGCUACUGGUCCACUGGGAGAGAGGUCAUUUGAUCAAUGGUCUUCGGUACAUUGGCGAAUUGCCAAAAGGCAAACGCGCGGCUGUGGUAGUGGAUGUACUGCGUAUCAUGGAUUUGUCAUCUUUGGACGUUGAUCUGGAAGCGUGUACGCUGCUGCUUCCGCUCAUUGUGGAGCUGUUGGAAAGCAGAUUCGAAUUGUACUUGAGUGUCGGCAUCGUGUCUGGGCAUAAGCUGCUGAGCGCAUUUUCUGCCAUUGUGAAAGAUGGUCGAGAUAGGUACACACGAGCAAUGGACAUUGCGGGCAAUGAACGCGACCGAGCGAGACAGUGCAAUACUUGCGACGCUUACUUUCAGGAGAUGCAUCAACGGGUUCAGCACCUGGCAGAGACCUACACUGACUCAGCAUUACGAUGCAAGUUCCAUGCACUUGCACGAGCACUCGACGAUUUCCACCGAUGA